UUUCUUUUUUACACCGUCUGUCUUGAUAGCAGAGUGGGUGGAGGACAAGCAGGCGCAUCUAUGACAGGAACGCCUCCAUAAGCACUGACCGCUCGGCCUGUUUCAUGUUCCCGGCUCCAGGCAGCGGACGGCCGGCUGUUUGUGAUCCGAGCUGAGGAUGCGGGAGCAGGUGUGGGUCGGCUGGUUCCCCCGCUACCUUGUACUCAUCAUCACCGCUCACACACCGUUUGUGUCCGCCGACCUGCAGCGGCCGUGCGAUGAGACAGACUACUACUACCAGUACACAGAGUGUGACAGCACAGAGUCACGAUGGAGGGUCGCCAUCCCUCUCAAUCCAAGCUCCUGCUCAAACCUUCCACCUCCAAUCAGAGGGACAGACUGCUCUUUUUCAUGUCCAGCUGGGAAGUUCUUAGAAAUGACCACACAGCAGUGCACGCCGUGUGCGGCCGGCUCCUAUUCGCUGGGCAGCGGCUUACGUUUUGACCAGUGGGACGCCAUCCCUGCCGGCUUCGCCAGCCUGGCCAGCUUCUUGGACCCGGGGCCAAAUGGAGAGGACAUUCUGGCCUGUAACAGCUCGUCAUGGACGCCACAGGGUGUGUAUCUGGAGUCGAACCGCGACGAGUGUACAGUGUCUUUGGUGUACGCCGUCCAUCUGGAGAAACAGGGCUCCGUCUCCUUCACCUACCAGUACCCCGACAACAACAUCUUCUUUGAGUUCUAUGUCCAAAACGAGCAAUGUCAAGAAAUGGCCCAGACCGAUGACCAGAAGUGGAUUAAAGUCACCAACAAUGGAGAAUGGGACUCACACACAGUGAAUCUGAAAUCCGGUACGAACAUCCUCUACUGGAGAACCACCGGCAUCCUGGUCGGAGGGAAGAUGGUCAAACCCGUGCUGCUCAAGAACAUCCAAAUAGAGGGUGUGGCCUACACAUCGGAGUGUUUCCCGUGCCGGCCUGGCUGGUUCAGCUCGGCCCCCGGCUCAUCGUCCUGUCAGCCGUGCGCCAGGAACACCUUCUCCAUAAAGGGAGCAUCCUCCUGUACCACCUGCCCUGAACACUACUACUCACAUGAGGGAUGGGCGGAGUGUAAGGUGAGGCCGCCGUGCUCAGAGAAGGAUUACUUCCAAAUCCACACGGCCUGUGACAGCGAAGGAAAGACGCAGGUGUUGUAUCGUUGGGUGGAGCCAAAGAUCUGUGUGGAGAACAUCACAGGGGCCGUGGAGCUGCCUGUGACGGGACAGAGAGAGCCCUGCCCCCCCUGCAACCCUGGCUACUACAACAGCAACGACUCCACCUGUUUGCCCUGCCCACCUGGGACCCAUUCAAAUGGCCAACACGCGUGCACUAAGUGCCCUGCGGGUACAGAGCCAGUGUUAGGUUACGAGUAUAAAUGGUGGAAUGUACUGCCCUCCAACAUGAAGACUUCCUGUUUCAAUGUGGGCAACUCCAAAUGUGACGACAUGAACGGAUGGGAGGUUGCAGGGGACCACAUCCGCAGUGGGGCAGGCACUUCAGACAAUGACUACCUCAUCCUUAGCCUGCAUGUGCCUGGCUUCAAGGUCCCAGCCUCACUUUCAGGGAUGACUGGGAGUGAGUUCGGCUCGAUAACCUUUGUGUUUGAGACCAUUUGCUCUGGCGACUGUGAGCUCUACUUCAUGAUGGAUGUGAACAGAAAGAGCACCACAGUGGUGGAGUCCUGGGAAGGCAGUAAAGGGAAACAGUCAUACUCACACAGCAUGACCAGGAACGACUCUGUCUCAUUUACAUGGGCCUUCCAGAGGACUAACCAUGCUCUGGACGUGCGUCAUUAUGUCAGUGACAUGGUGAAGCUGUACUCCAUCAGCGUGACAAACGUCCUGGAUGGGGUGGCGUCAUCAUGUCGGGCCUGCGCUCUGGUACCCCAUAACUCGCAGCAGGCCGGGUCGUCCUGCAUCCCCUGCCCUGCAGGAUUUUACAUCGACAGAGAAACCAACCGGUGCCAAGAGUGUCCACCUAACACACACCUGGCAGGGCGCCACACCUACGGCCAGGAUGCAUGUGUCGCCUGUGGGCCCGGAAGUAUUAGCAACAAGGAACACUCUCGUUGCUACAGCGACUGCUCCUUCUCCCACACAGAGAACAACCGUACGCUGACCUUUGACCUCAGCUCCCUGAGCGACGUGGCCUCGCUGACCAUCGGGCCGAGUUUCACCUCCAAAGGCACAAAGUACCUUCACCUAUUCAACAUCAGCCUGUGCGGCCACGAGGGGACGAGAGGCGCUGUAUGCACAGAUAACGUCACCGACGUGUCCAGCAAAGACGACCAAAGCGACUUGGCUCAGUUUGUCAACUCAGUGGACAGCUUCAUAUGUCAAUCAACCAUUAUCCCAGCAGAUGGGAGGGGUUUCAGGAUGGCCAUUUCCUCCCAGUCCAUCAGCCUUGCGGGCGUUUUCAUUGGAGCAACAGUAGACUCCGUUCUGGAUGGCGUGAAUGCUAAACCAGAGCUGUUUCCUGGAAACCUAAAGGAUGUUCCAGACAUAAACUUCUUCUACAGGUCAACGCAGGCAACGGCUUCAUGUGAUCAGGGUCGCAGUUCAGUCAUCACUGUUCGCUGUAACCCCGAGAAGUCGGAACGAGGAGAGCUCUCUGUGCCCAGCGCCUGUCCUGCAGGAACAUGCGAUGGAUGCACGUUUCACUUCCUGUGGGAGAGCGCCAGCGCCUGUCCUCACUGCACCGAGGAUGACUACCACCGGAUAGAUGGAGCGUGCAAGGGAGGCGUCCAGGAAACUCUGUUCUUGUGGAACGAGCCGAAGCUGUGCACCAAAGGCCUACCGCUGCCUCCCAGGACCUCCUCUCCGUGUGAGGCCAUCGCUCUGUGGCUGAAGGUCGGGGUUGGUGGCGGAGCCUUCGUGGCCGUGCUGCUCAUCUCUCUCACCUGCUUUUUCUGGAAGAAAAACAAGAGGUUGGAGUACAAGUACUCUCGUCUGGUGAUGUCUGCGAACAAGGAGUGUGAUCUGCCAGCUGCAGACAGCUGUGCGCUGGCUGAAGGGGAGGAACCCGACGACGACGUAGUCUACACCCAGAAACCCUCCCUGCUGGGGAAACUCCGGGCCAUCGCCAACAAGCAGAACAACGGUGGAGAGAGAUGUGAGUCCGUGCAGCUAAACUCCUCCCAGUGUGAUCGAUGGGUCCUAGGGUAAACAGAUGCCGAGAGAGAGAGAGAGAGAGAGAGAGAGAGGACAAAUUAUGGAGGAACAGUCAGUCAGUGACAGUGUUCAUCAGUGCCGUGUUCCUCGUGAGCCCUUUGGCCCCCUUCAUUGUGUGUGGCGGAACCAACACAGACCUCAUACAGUAGACUACUUCCAGUUUUUACUGAAAACUUUUGCAGAUGCAAAAACUGGACAGUGGCUUUUACUCCUAUAGAAUACACAGGAAACCCUGUUGCUUUAAUGCCAUGGAUGCUCAAGGGCGGCAACAAAAUAGAGAAUCAUGCUUUUAAUAUAAUUUCUUUUUGUAUAUUUUGUAUUUGUUUUUGUAUUUUCUGUUCAGAGUCAUGUAUUUAUAUCAAUGUUAUGAUGAUGAACCUUUAUUAAAGUCCUAUUUGACUUUGGGA
Molecule: messenger RNA, 3591 nt
Organism: Etheostoma cragini (Arkansas darter)
Lineage: Eukaryota; Metazoa; Chordata; Actinopteri; Perciformes; Percidae
Product: UPF0577 protein KIAA1324-like
Exons: 23
Coding region: 158-3178 (1006 amino acids)
Biological process (GO): positive regulation of BMP signaling pathway
Source: RefSeq, a predicted model, not a curated record